This is a messenger RNA of Zingiber officinale, 1409 nucleotides long. RefSeq names its product THO complex subunit 7A-like. Gene Ontology annotation, cellular component: THO complex part of transcription export complex. The record is from RefSeq and is a predicted model, not a curated record. Lineage: Eukaryota; Viridiplantae; Streptophyta; Magnoliopsida; Zingiberales; Zingiberaceae. The coding region runs from base 562 to 1290 and encodes 242 amino acids. Gene Ontology annotation, biological process: mRNA processing; mRNA export from nucleus. The transcript is spliced from 5 exons.
CCCGAACUCAUUACCGACCCGAUCUUCCUCUCUUCUUCCUCUUUCUCUCUCGCGUGCAGACAACCCGACAUCGACGGAGAGCCUUCUCAACCUGCGAUCUCAGCUUCAUCGCGCCAUCGAAGGGAAAGCGUCGCCGGAUCUCGACGGUACCAGCCAUCUCCAGCUGAGUGGUCGACUCUUCGAUCAUUCUUGCUCGCGGUCGGCAGCAGCUCGGCGUCUAGGGCACGGCGAGGGAGUUGAUUCGCAUAGUUCCCUGCCGAUCGAUCUCCUAAUUCCUCCUCCUUGAUCUGUUCACUGGAGAGCGAUCCGCAUCUCCACACCAACUGGAUUAGAUCGGGCGAUACCACUUGGAGUCGACCAAUCGAGUGGGUGGCAUCAGACCAGCUAAUUGGUGGAUUUCUCCUUUGCCGAUCUUUACUUCUCCACUUCUUGUAGCUGUCGAAGUCUCGGUGAAGAGGUGGAGGUUUGUUUGAGGGUUCUUGAUAGCAGUAGGUAGGAGUCUUGUUGGCUGUGUGAUUCGGAAUUUGCUGUCAAAACCUCAAGUGUCCUAUUUAAAGUCAGAUGUCAGCAAAAGCGAGGAAGGUCACUGGAAGAGGUGAACAGACAGUUGCUCAUUAUGCUUUCCAUCCACUGGAGGAUGAUGCAAUAAUCAAACAUAGGCUUCUAACUCGAACAACAACCACUCGAGGUGAACCACCACUGAAGAAGCUGCAGAAAAAGUUUGUCGCCUUUGCACAUGAAGUUGAAAAAGAUGGAGAUAAUGCCGAGGACUUGGAGAAGGCUUACAAGGUCUUCUUACAAGAGAUUAUUACAUUCGAAUUACCACUUCUGAAAAGCAAAGCUGUAGUUGAUGCCAAUCUCCGAGAGAAGGAAAGUUUCAAUGAGUUACAAACUGAAAUCCAGCGGCAAAUAGUCCAAGCCCAGGCUGAUAUAGAGGAUCUUAAGAAACAACUCGAGCUAAGCAAAAUUGAGAGGCAGCACAAGGAAGAGUGUGAAGUCAUUCGGAAACUGAUUGCCUCACAGCCCCCCAGGUCUGAAACACAGAAACUUAUAUCUGAUCUUGAGACAGAAAUUGCUGCUUUGGAGGCGGAGAAUCUUUCCUGUGCGAAGACGCUGGAUCUUAGGAAGAAACAAUUAACUCUUCUACUCCAUGUGGUUGACGAAUUGCAGAACACAAUUGAAGAUGAACAGAAGAGUCCAGUAGAUGAGCUGCAAGCAGCUAUUGAAGAGCAUAAGAUGAAUGUGGAAGAAGACAGUGGCCCUGGAUCUGAAGCUAUGGCUGUUGAUUAAUUUAUGAAAUGUUAAGUUUCGACAUCUAUUUUCCCACCUUUUGUUUGGAUUAUGAAACUAGUAGAACAAUGUUUUGCUAUGCAAUUUUCUUCCUUGGCAAGAGAAAAUGGUAAAAAACA